AAUGCGCAGAAGGAUUGUUUUCGAGAAUGGCGGUAAAUUUUGAACUGUUGCACAGUGAAAGACGGUUCCGAUUGAACUUGGAAAGCAUUAUCCGAAAGUACAAUAGACCUUUUCAUGAUGAUGAUGAAUUAGACCUUUCAAAUUUUGAAGUUGUCUCGGAUAAUGGAAAGCUUGAACACAUUGAGCCACGAUACUUUGGGGCCUCUAGAUUGCAAAUCACAAAACGAAGAGAUCGGUCAAGUGAUUCAGCAUACGGAACUGCUUCUUCUGCCUCUGCUUGUGAUGGGGAUGAUGAUCAGCUGUCAAGGCAGGACCAGUAUGUGUCCUACAACAACCAGAGUGUGCGCAGUACCCUGGAGGAUGAGUCCUGGAUGAUCAGGUACACAGCUUCUGAGAAGUCUGCAAACAUCACAGCUAUUGAAGAGAUCAGAGAGGCUGUGGCAAAGGAAAGUGCAGAAGAGGAUGUAGAUGAAACGAGUGAUGCAGACACCAUUACUGAAGACUCCAGUUACUUUUCCAGUGGUUCAGAGAGUGAUGUGGCCUGUAAUGACGAGAUCGAGGAAAGUGACGGCAAUGAUGCUGAUCUGGACACAGAAGAGGACCCCAAAGACACAAUGAGCAAACGAACUACCGAGAAGAGCAGGUCUUAUGACGCCGACAUUGACACUGACUCUACUGCCACGUCACAAAUGCCCCCGUCUUCUGCAAGGGCUAAUCCAAAAACCAACCCACUUCUAGAGCUCCUGUUCAAAGGAGGAAAAGUAACCCAGAAUAACGGUUCUCCUUCAAAUGCUUGUCAGGCGGCACUAAAAGCUGUUGGGAAACAUUCUCUUGACUUUACUGGGGUGAAAUUAAAACCUGUCCAAGGAAACAAUGACGUGGUUAUUCCAAGCUCACCAGAGAGUGAAGAAGAUGAAAUUAUUACUCUAGAUUAUGAUAGUGGCAGACCCUCAGAUUGCCCUUUAAACACAACGUAUGUUGUUAAAGCAGGACAAGACCCUGCUCAGCAGCAGCCUGCCCAUGACAGUGACAGAGUUGUUAGCGGUGUGAAUUGUAGAAAGGUAAACCUUAAGGAGGAACCAUCGACAGGGGAGAGUCGAAAGAGUGUGGACAAUGGUCAUGAUACAACUCUGAUUCAGCUUGGUAACAUAACGUUUGAUCCCGUCUUCAAUUCCACCAGGAAUGACAUGGACCCCUCCACUAUCAUAACGUCUACGCACACAUCCGGACACCAUGGCCUAUUUUUUCAGAAGUCUGCUGUAACAAAUUCCGGGAGGAGGCUGGUUUCUCCGCUUAGUAGAAGUAAAGCUACACCAAAGACUAGCUCGUCCAGUGGAACCCAAUCCAAAUGCCACCCACCCAAAAGUAAAUCAGUUAAUGUAGAUCUGUUUAUGUCGAAGACCAGUUUUUCUAGCGAGAAGUUGGAAGAGAUUGUACCGAUUAAAGAAAACAUGGUUGAAGACAAAACGGCUGACAUUCAGUCUGUUGCUAAACAACAGAAUUCACAGACUGGUCAACAACACUUGGAACAACUUCACAUUAUCAAGCGAGCCUCCAAUACAAGCCUAGACUAUACCGUCCUAAGGUCUUCGGAGAACUCUGUUGCAUCAUCAGGCAGUCCAGCAUCAUUUCUGACAAGCAAAAGUAAUCAGUCUAAAGUGAAGGAGACUGGAGCACGAUGGAUGGAAAACAGCCCUCGUGACCUUGUGACAUCAGCAACUCAUGAAUCACGGUCAGCUGUCUUAAAGACACCAGAUCUUCUUAAAUUUAAAAAGCUUAGUCUAAAUUCAAAAAAUGGCCCAGUGUCCUCUCUUACAUAUAACCAUUCGGUUGAUAAUACCAGUGAAAGGUCCAUCUCUCACAGUUCUGAAACGGUCUGCACGGAUAUUCAGAAACAGUUUGAUAACCUCUUCUAUCAAAGCAGGCCUCCUGACGAAAUUGCUGCUUUACUGUCUCCUAUGCCCAUCAUUGUGGCGAGAAAGGGGGGCCUCAUGACUCCCAUUCACAGAAAAGAUGCAUCUCCCGCUACUGUUCUGUCGCAUUUGAAAAACGUGUACUUAAAGUCUCCUCUUGAGACUGGAAAGACCGCCGGUAAGUUUUCUCAUCCCACUGAGAUGCAAAGCAAGAGUCAGUCCGGGGUGUCAAGAAGGUUAGGGCAAAAAGAGGUAGAAUUUAGCAGUGAUACAGUUCAUGAUGCUACUAAGGCACGGCUUCAAGUCCGUUCCGCAUUACCGAAGCUUGUCACCCAUACCAGCAGAGGUUUGAGAGAUCACAGCUGUAUCUCUGAUUUGACGCCCAGUUUGACCCCACCCAAAAAGUCUCCUGUAAGUAACUCCAUGGGGUUAACAAAACGCGCUACCAGCACACCACGUGGGAAGCACCUGAAGAACUCCACCUUUGACUGUGGUAUAUCUACCAUUGAAGUAAAUGACGCUCAGAAUUACAAAGAACAGCAGAUUCCUUCAAAUCCCAUGGAAUGCCUUCAAAUAAACUGUCUAAGAAGUCCUGUCAGCAGUUUGAAUAAACAAGCUAAAAACAAAAAUGAGCACGAUUCCUGUACAGUCCUCAAGAAGCGCUGUUCUUCUCCGCAGCCAAGACGAAGAAAAGAACGAAUUUGGGGUCCGGAGAAAGAUGAAUACCAUGCAGAGAUUCGACCUUUAAAGAAAAGAGAGCCAGACGACGACAUUGAAGGUUUUGACUUCAGGCAGUUAUCGAAUGUUCGUCUUUCCUCUGAAAAUCACGACACGAAGGAAAAACGUCUGAAGUUGAAGGAAAAGGGAGUUCCUAGACGCGAGAAAUCUUCCGUCUCGCAAGCGACAAUGUACAGUCCAGAUGACUCACCACAAACAACGAAUGGCAUGACCUCCCCUCGUAAAGUUUCGGUCCGUAAGAAAAUCCACAAGAAAAAUGAAAUCGAUCGUAUAUACGAAUUGAAUUCUGACGAAUCGGAUGAUAUGUCUUGUCGACCAUUAUCCGGAAACAGUGGAAUGACGUUUUCUGAUGAUUCAGAAGGUAGUAGUGCAUCGUCUCACAGCUCGCCUGAAAACUCUUUCGAACGGCGUAUAAAGAAGUUACGCUCUCGCAACCGAGAAAGCGUUCCGGCCAGAAAAAGCUUAGCGGGAGCUUUCCGUGUUGUUAUUUCAAGCAGCGGAAGCGGUUACAAUACGGAGCUGAAAACAAAACGACCUGCCGUCAAAAUAAAGCAAUCGCCAGUAUCCUCCAAGCGACGUUUAUCAUCAGAGGAUGAAGAUUCUGAAUUCUCGGACUUGAAUCCAGUUCCUAAAAAGCAACGCAGUGUGAGAAAGAUGUACCGUGCCACAUCAAACAAUAACUCGCCUAAUACAACCGUAGGAUGCGGCGGUCCUGGGAAAUGUAAAAAGUUCUUCUGUUUUGAUUGUAGUGAUAUUUCGUGAAUCAUCCCAAUUUGCGUUUGUGGUAAAUGGGUUAUAUCUCACAGAAUGAAUUAAAUUAAGAUUUAUUUUUUCUAUACAGGAUUAAGUGCAUGAAGUAAAGUAGCAGCAGUUGUGCAGCUCACAUAUAUUUAUAGUUUUCUUGUGUUUAUAUUGUUUAUAGCUUUGCAUAACUCUGGAGCAUGGGGUGCAGAUUUUGUUGCAUGUCGCACUCCGCUUGUUGGUCUAUAUAGAAUCUGGAUUUGUACCACAGUGCCACAAAAUCGCCUGAUUUUUACUGCAUAUGCUCUCAGUAUAUUUGCAGCAAUCACUCGCAUGGUUAAUGUAUCAUUUUGUAAAGUUGUGCCUAGGUUUUUAUCAUAACUCACUUAAAAGUAUCGAAAUCUUGCAGUGGUUUCUCCAUGACCUAUAUAGGCAGUUAUUCAUCGAUGUAAUAGAGGCAAACAGAAAAGAUGCCAUGCUUUUCCAAGUAAGCAUCAUGGAGUUGUGAAACUCAAAAUGUUUAUUUGGCUGGGGUCAAGAAUAUUUCAGGAAAACGCGGAUCACGUGGUGGAAAUUGGACAGAGCUCGGCCAUGUAUUUGAUACAGGUCCUGCAUGACAUAAAGCCGGUGAUAUGCUAAAGGUAGACAAUCUGCUCGCUGACUAACGUUAAGGUGUUCUAUAUAGCUCCCACUUGCAUUGUCACCCACGGCUUAGUGGGAAGAACUGCCAUAUUCCUCGUGAUGUUGGUCAAGUUUCCUGUUGCCUUGAUAACUUUGAUUGAAUGGCAUAAUUUGAUUGAAUGGCAUUGAGCAUAAAGAAAGACAAACUCGAGGAAUUCCACAUGUGCUGAAUAAAAUAUGAACAGAUAAGGGCAUAUAUAACCAGUGUCGACAUAUUGGAAAGGUUGAACAGAAUUGAUGGACUUUAUGGGCACAUUCAAAAUUUAGUGUAGGUAUGUUACAUAUUUGCUAGUGGUAAACUUUAAAGUUUAUCUCCACAAGAAAAAUAGAGGUUUGCCUAAUUGUUAUA
Molecule: messenger RNA, 4422 nt
Organism: Liolophura sinensis
Lineage: Eukaryota; Metazoa; Mollusca; Polyplacophora; Chitonida; Chitonidae
Exons: 6
Coding region: 27-3413 (1128 amino acids)
Cellular component (GO): nucleus
Molecular function (GO): histone binding
Source: RefSeq, a predicted model, not a curated record